Molecule: messenger RNA, 17065 nt
Organism: Mya arenaria
Lineage: Eukaryota; Metazoa; Mollusca; Bivalvia; Myida; Myidae
Product: TNF receptor-associated factor 3-like
Exons: 11
Coding region: 2648-4300 (550 amino acids)
Biological process (GO): regulation of apoptotic process; regulation of canonical NF-kappaB signal transduction; protein K63-linked ubiquitination
Cellular component (GO): plasma membrane signaling receptor complex
Molecular function (GO): protein binding; zinc ion binding
Source: RefSeq, a predicted model, not a curated record
UUAUCCUUGUUUAAAGUCUUCCGGCGUAGCAUUUAUGACGCAAUUUAUCAGUGGUAUACACACACUGAUUGGGAUUACUUCUGAGGGGGUGGGGUCAAGGUCAUAUUCACUUUAUCUAAAAUAGACAAAUGGUUUUCGCCAAAAUAUUAAGUAAGAAUUGAUGGAUAGUUAUGAAAAUUGGUGCGUAGAUGGCUUAUGUGAAAAGCUAGCUUGGAAAUUAUUUUGAAAGGGUCGGGAUCAAGGUCGCCGUUAGUGAAAUAGAAUAAUAGUGAAUAGAAAAAUGGUUUCCGCCCAAUUACUUUAGCUUGAAUUGAUCGAUAGUAAUAAAGGUAGGUGUCUAGGUAGUCAAUGUGAAGAGAUAUAUUUGAACUUUAGCCUUUGAGGAGGUUUGGUCGAGGUCAAGGUAACUGUUACUGCAAAUAGAAAAAAAACGGUUUUAGCCCAAUAAAUUAAGUAAGAAUUGAUGGAUUGUAAUGAAAGAUAAUGUGUAGGUAGCCUAUGUCAAGAACAAGCUUUGGAAUUCUUUUGAGGGGGUCGGCGUGAAGGUCAAAGUCACUGUUACUAAAAUCGAAAAAAAAAAGUUUCCGCCCAAUAGCUUAAUUUUAAAUAAAUCGAUAGUAAUAAAAGUAGGUGAGUAGGUGGUUUAUAUGAAGGUUACUGUUACUAUAAAUAGUAAAAAAAGGUUUUAGCCCAAUAAAUUUAGUAAGAAAAAAAGGGUCGUUUUAGCCCAUCAAAUUAAAUAAGAAUGGAUGGAUUGUAAUGAAGUAUGGCGAGUCGGAAGCUUAUGCGAAGAGCUAUCUAUGGAUUGCUUUGUGGGGGUUGGGGUCAAAGUCAAGGUCACUGCUACUAAAAUAGGAAAACAGUUUUCACCCAAUAACGUAAGUAAGGAUCGAUGAAUAGUAAUGAAAGUUGAAAUGCAGGUAGCGCUUGUUAAGAGCUAGCUUGGGGUUGCUUUUGAGUGGUCAGAGUCAAUAUCAAGGUCAAGGUCACUGUAACUUUUAAUAGAAAAAUGGUUUCCACCCAAUAACUUCAGUAAGAAUUGAUGGCCAGUAAUGAAAGUAAUUGCGUGUUGUGUUGCCCAUAAUGAUCAUACCACAAGAACAACAUAUGAUUUGUGAACAGAUUACAAAAUAUUAGCCUUUCUUUUAUGCUUUUCGAUGAAAUAUGGAGUUUUAUCAGUGAAAUAACAACAGUGAAAAGAUCAAUUUGAUAUUUCCAUUGCGAAAUAAGGAGUGAAAAUAUCAUUUUUCAGAACUACUUUUAAAAUACACUGCAGUUACUUCCCCUUGGCUUAACUAGACACGUCACUUUGAUCCAAAUAGAAAUAAAAAUAAUGAUUUAAAAUUCAAUAAAUGUUGCAUAAGUUUAAAUUAAGAUAUAUUUGGAAAUAAACAAUUUACCGUUUAUUAGAAAUAUGGUAAUCCUGUUUUCAUGAUGUUUGAAGCUGAAUGUUCGAACAUUUGCUUUCAAACAAAACAGACGGAAACAACUGCUCGAACAAAAAAUUUAAAGUUGAUGUUAAGUCACCUUUCAAAUAUCUUUUGGAACUUUUUAUCGUUGUAAUACGCAAUACGAACGUCCCUGAAAAUUUUAAAGUGCUUUCGCUGUUUUAUGAAAAAUAAAUGCAAAAGUUCAUUGUCCAUGAAAUGUUUAUACUUAGAAACGCGUGAAUAAUUAACUUUAUAAAAAAUAUCCGAGAACUUUUUCCCAACAAACUGUAAAUAGAAAACUAACACGAUGGUAACGGGAGUGGUGUCUUAUGGUGUGGAUGAAACUGGAGUAUCCGGAGAACACUCACUUUACCAGCACAGUCCUUAAAAUUAUUUCCGGAUCGGGGCAUCAGUAUCUGAGAAAAUAGCAAAAAUAAAUCUACUGUAGAUAUACAAGCAAAAAAAGCCACUUCCAAUAUCGACAAUGUUUUGGAACUGCAUUUUAUACAUCGACUUGUUUUUUUCUAUUAAUUGGGUUGAACAUUUUCGUUUUACGAAUGUCGGAGAAUGGCGACAUUCUUUUUACAACAAGGACUAAGUUGCAGCAUAACGUAAACAAGCACAGGAACGAAGUAUGAGAAGAUACACACGGUGAAGUAACUAAUAAUUGAGCACUCAAAGAAGUAAGAUUUUGAUGUUUUGAACUCGAUGUAAUAUUUCAUUCGAAGUUAUCUUUCCUGGGCUUACGUAAAUCAAAACGAACCAGAAGUUGCUUUAAAAACGAUAUACAAGUAAUGUCAACUUAACAGCUAGCAUAUUUAACAGUUGACCGGUAUGGCAAAUAGGCAUUUCAGAUAUAAACGACGACGAAUGGUCGGAUUCCAAGUAGUUUCCGUUGUUAGUGUGACACACUUCUAAUUUGAGUUUAAGCUCAAGAAAACACAAAUUUAAGUUAACAAGUUGGUUCUUUUUUACUUCCAUAGAUCGCUGUGCUAUGUGUCAGAGUUCCAGUAAUCGUAUUCUCAGACGACUUGCUGUUCGCUUCAUAUAAUAUUUUCUCUACGGAUGACCCACUUAUCCUGCGAAUCCUUCUGAAGGUUGCGUUUAUAUGCCCAUGAUUUGGAGGAGCCAUUAAUUGCAUGGAAUACAUUCCACAUGGGGUCAUGACAUUAUUGUUGGAAGGAAAAGGUGGACGAUAUUUGUAACAUUAACUUAGAAUGUCAAUAUCAUCCAUUGCAACACCGGGUGGUUUACCUCAAUUUGUUCGCCUUGACCCAAAACAUCGGUGCUUAAUAUGUCACAAUGUAGUUCGAAAUUCGAUGCAGACAAGUUGCGGCCACCGAAUCUGUGAAGACUGUGUGCCCAAAUUGUUUGAAGGAAAAAAUGAGCCUGUGAAAUGUCCAGCUGGUGAAGUGGAUUGUGAAGAACUUCAUAGGAAAGAUAUUACACCAGACCCAGGAGGACGUCGGGAAGUCAGAAACUUACCUGUUUUCUGCAUUUACAAACAGCUCGGAUGUGAGAAGCAAGUCAAAUGGGUCGAACUGGAUAGACAUGUAGAGUCCUGCGAGUACAGACCAGUCCCCUGCACACAUGAAAACCUUGGCUGCACAGAAAAGCUGCCCCACAACAGUUUGGAGAGACACACUACCCAGGAUUGCGAAUUCAGGCCCUUCCCCUGCAAAUACUGUGCCAUAAAUGUACCUCUGAAAUACACACAGGAACACCUACAAAAGCAGUGUGAGGAGGUUCCACUUGACUGCCCAUACAAAUGUGGUGCAAAGCGAUUGAAAAGACAACAGCUGAAUGCCCAUAUGGAAACAUGUGGAAGACGACCUAAAGAAUGCAGUUUUAAUGGAAUAGGAUGCUCGUAUCAGGGUACAGAGGUCGAGGUAGCAGCCCACAUGCAUGACCAGACGGAGCACCACCUCCAGAAACUAACACUCUUCACACAGGAGAUAGACCUGAAACACCUAGAGUUUCAGAGAAAAGUCACUGAUAUGAAUGAUGAGCAAGAAAGAAUGAAAACUGAUGUCAGAGAUUUAAAACAAAAAGUGGAACGAAUGACAAAUUCGAACAAAGAAGGAAGGCUGAAAAUGGUGAACCUGACGGAACGUGUAAUCCACCUGGAGAAGGUUGCUACAGAGACGGCACGGAAGGACGUGGUAGAGACACAGGGGCGGGAAAUCGUGGAGAACCGGACAGCCAUGGCCCAGGUGCGCACCCAGCUCACCGCAGUCGAGAGACUGGUACAGGAACUUAAACACAAGGUGGAGACUGGUGGUGGGGGUGCAGAAGUUGCUGAGCUAACACGUAAGGUUGCAUCCCAUGAGAGUCAGUUUGCCAACAUCGACAUCCAGAUGGCCGAACUUGACUUGCGUUUCCAGAUUUUGGAGACAGCGAGUUACGAUGGCCUGCUGCUGUGGAAGGUGCGUGACUACACACGUCGCAAAGCUGACGCCCUUGCAGGGAGAACUCUGUCCCUCUACAGCCAGCCGUUCUACACUCACAGAUAUGGAUAUAAGAUGUGCUCACGGGUGUACCUAAAUGGUGAUGGUAUGGGCAAGAACAGCCACAUGAGCCUCUUCUUUGUGAUCAUGAAGGGGGAGUUUGACAACCUGCUACCGUGGCCAUUCCGCCAGAAGGUGACCAUGCAGCUGCUGGACCAGGAUUCAGGCCAAACUAACCUGACUGACUCCUUCCAGCCUGACCCGACCAGCUCCAGCUUCAAGAAACCUUCGUCUGACAUGAAUGUGGCCUCUGGGUGCCCACUGUUUGUGGCGCACACGGUGCUUGAGUCACCAAAGUACAUCAAAGAUGAUACUCUGAUUUUGAAAAUUACUGUGGACUUGUUUAAUCUUCAACAUCCCUAAAACAGAACCUUGCUUGAUUCUGCAUACACAUCUGGGAUUAAUCUUCAUGGAUUUUGCUUUAAGUUUUGUACUGCAUCUUUGCCAACCUAAUCCAUCUUGUUGCACUAGAAUUACAGCGGGGGAUAACUUGAAUGGCAGGGAUGUGUUUUUUUUAAUUGAAGUUGCCAGUUAUGGUUCAGGUCUGAGAGAUGUAGUUUUAAGAACAAUAUAUAGUCUGCUAUUUGAUAAAAAAAAUUCAUUUGAUACCAACCUGAAUGAUAAGAAAAACAUUUUUGAAAAUUUAUUAACCUGGGUAAAAUUGCUGGUGUAUGGAGCAUCAAAAGCUGAAUAUAUGUUUAUUGAAAUGAUGUCCUGUUUCUUUUUAAAAAGCAGAGAAGGGCUUUUAAACACUGCAAAAGUAAUUACAUCUGUCAAAUUUAAAAUGUUUAUUUACGGUAUUUGAACAAUUUUGGCAAAGAAACUGUUGAAUUGAAACACAAUUUUGAGCCCUUGUGCAGAGGAUUUAAUAAAGUUGUAUUAGUUUCUGAAUGGACAUAAUACUUACAAUUAGCAUUCUGUUAUAAUGUUGUUUCAAAAAUUAAAACUUUAAUUCUUGUCAUUGGCAUAACUAAUUUAAUUAAUCAUAUGCCUUCUUGUGGUUAAUAGAAAUUUAUCAGCAGGUAGAACUAAUAUAACUAAAUAUAGUGAAAUAACGUUUAAUAUUGGUCACUGUUCAGCUGUCAAAAUCAGCACAACUUCAGCUUGUACAAAAUAUCAAUGACACAAUUUUUGAAAUUACAUGAUGUAAAAAAAUAGUUGGCUCCUUUUCAAAAACAUACUAUUUAAUGUCAUUUUAAAUGAAUUUUAAUCAAAAGAUAACAACUCUGAUGUUAAUAUUGAGACAAAAAUGAUUUAUCAGGAAAUUAAUUAAUUUUCAUUCAGUCACUUGUGUAUCUUUAAAAUCCAAUGAUCUGCUUUGCAUUGUAUAAAAGCUGAGCUUUGUAUACACAAGACUAAAAUAGUUUCGAAGUAAAAGUAUGUGUUGCAAGUUAGAUAUUUUCUUGGACUUAUGUUUUAUUUCCAGUGUGUACUGUACUGUGAAUUUAUAUAUAAUGGAGAGUAAAAAAUAUGUGUAGAAAUCAAACGCAAAGAAAAAUCUGUUUAAUCUCAACAAAAAACUUGUAUUUAUAUGAAUAAGUGGGAAACAUUUUGAGAGAAAUAAUCAGAAUCAAUCUUUAUUUUCCAUAUCAUAGCACAGCUCUACAUAAUAGCAAGUGUUGAUUAUAACUGCGUAACAUUUUCUCAUCAACCAGAAAUGUUUUGUUUUUAAAAAAAAACGACUGCUGCAAAUUAUGAGUUAUGAAUGUUUAGCUAUGUUAAAAGUACAAACACACAAGAAAGAAUUGUACAUGGAAAGAAAUUGCUGAUUAAUACAAAUUUCUUACUAGUUCUGUUUGGGAACUUACAAGCAUUAGUCUGAAUUUUAUAGUUUGAGGAGAUAUUUUAGUGAUAAUGUCGUGUACUAAACAGGCCGGCACUUGAUUUAUUUGAUUAUUUUGUUUUGGUGUAAUUGUUUAAGUGAAAGAUAUGACAGUUCAUACAAUAAGUGAAUGCAUCAAAAUAUGUUUAGCCAUUACAAUUAUGUCUCCCCAAUGGGGAGACAUAUUGUUUUUGCCCUGUCUGUCAGUUAGUCCGUAAAUCAGACUUUCACCUAGAAAAUUCAUACUUGGUCAUGCCAGUUAGUCUUGACUUGUUGAUGACCCCUAUUGCUUUGGAUAAGUAGGUCAAAGGUCAAGGUGGUGGUAUAGGUCAUUGUGACUGUGAGGUAAAAAAAUGGUUUCAGCUAAAAAAACUAAAGAAUGCUUGCACCCUUGAACUUAGUAUGUAAAAGGUCAAAGGUGACCUUGAGGGAAAGUAACAGUUUCUGGUACAUGACUUAUGAAUGCUUGGGCCCAGGAACUUAAUACCUGGUUUGCUAGUUGGUCUUGAUAAGUAGAUGACCCCUAUCAAUUUUGAUGUUAGUAGGUAAAGGUCAAAGUACAAAUUUUAUGUCCAUCAUUGAUUAUUUCUUGCCUAUGACCACACAAUUGGGGAGACAAGCACUUCUCAAAAAAGGAAUCUGUAGUUGUCUUUGGUAUUAGCAAUAAAUGUUCACUGCAUCUGUUUAGAGCCAUUCUGAGUGCACCACUGAGCAAAUGUUCAUAGAAUAAAUGUUUGUUUGAACAAUUGAGAUUAACACUGCCAUGAACUUAAAUCUUAGCAAUUGACUCACUUUAGUUUUGCAUUAAUUGUUCUUUGUACAAAGAGCGAUUAACCUUUAUAGUGUUUGAUACUUUUAUCAGUAUAUAAAUUUAAAAACGUAGAUAUAGAAAAUCAUGAGAACUUUCUCAACUGAGGAGUUUCUACAGAACGAAACAAUAUAUAAUAUGAAGUUCAUACUUAAUAAGCUAUUCUUAUGAAUUGUAUAAGCAAUUGGAAACUGCAUUGAUUUCAAUGCAACUUCCAUGGUUAAGUUUGGAUGGUAUUACAUAUUGUCUUGAGAUGGAGACUGUAGUCACAAUAUGCUCUGUUUGGUUUCACACUCAGUUUAGCAUUAAAGAUAGGAUAUGUAUUAUGGUAUAUUUAAACAGGGAUAUAUAUAUAUCGAUUAAUAGAACCAUUUUAUUAUUCCUUGGUUCUCAUUCAUGAAUCAACUAAGCAUAUAUUCUGCAAAAACUUCAUGCUAAAGUUGCCAUUUGAAAUUCAGUAUGCUUUUUUGCAAAGCUUUUUUUUCAUUUACAGCUUAGUAUAUAAAAAUAAGUCAAUUAAAUUCAUUAUAUGAAUAAGAAAUUUUCUAAAAACAAAAUGACUUAAAAUUAGAGUGCACAAGUCAACCUAUUUUGCACCUUGAAUUUCUGUUUAAAGUAUAAAUUUGUAAUGAUAUUGCAUUGCAAAUCAACAUUUUUUAAUGCUAAUAUGAAUGUAUAUUGCAUCUUUCAUUGAUUCUUCACUACAUGGUACACUCACACUUUCACCAUUCACAUAUUAACCAUGUCAUGUAAGGCAUGUAAGUUAAUGUAACAUAAGAUCUUUUUACGAGGCACAAUAAUCUGAUAUCGCCACAGGCACCAGGAUCUGAUCUUAAUGGAAGCCACAAGGAAACACAGCCAAUUUUUGAAAGUUGUAGGAGAAAAAGCAGACCUUAUAUUUAUUAUUUAAAUAUUGUUUAUCAAUAAAUGAUAUGGUUUCUUCCUUUAACAGUCAGCAAAAACCAGAGUUCUUUUGGAUAUUAAACGCAUUUAAGUUCAAAGGUGGCUUAAAACAAAAACAUUGAUUCCAAAACCAGAAUUGGUAUUUGAGUUAGUGCAAGUAUUGCUGGUACUAGCAGGAGCAUACGUGUCAACCUUAAAUGUGUAAAUAUGAAACCAAGAACCCUAUGCACACAUGUUUCAGGUUCUAUAACUCUGGUUCAAAAUCUGUUGAGUUAUGACCCUUAUCUGAAAAAAAUAACACCUUAUUUGUGUCUGUAUGUUAUGUUUCAUCCAGCAAUAACUCUGGUUUAAUAUCUGUUGAGUAAAGACCCUUGAUUGUCUGAAAAGAGAACACCUCAUUUGUGCUCUUGUCUGUAUGUUUUGUUUCAUCCAGCAAUAACUCUGGUUUAAUAUCUGUUGAGUAAAGACCCUUGAUUGUCUUUAAAAGAACACCUCAUUUGUGCUCUUGUUUGUAUGUUUCAUCCAGCAUUAUCACAUUAUCUCCGCUCGUUACCUUUUAUCAUAGGAGUAUUGUCUAUUUCAAAUACUAAAUAAACGAUGUGCUUAUGAACUUUUCUCCAGAUGUUUUUUAUGGAGAUUAUUGAAGUACUUUCAGUAACAGUUUGUGAUGUUUUAGCACUUAUACCAAAUUUUGAAGCAGCAGUCUUUUAAAGAUCUUAUUCCGAAGAACAUGGUUGCUGGCUAUUUGAAAUGAGACAAUGUUUCAUCAGUCUUGUAUAUUCUGACUUUGUCUCAUAAUGGGCUGUUUUUUCACAUAUCAAAUAGUCAUUUUGAAGAUUAUUGGUAUUGUUUAGUAGAUUAUCAAGUGAAUACCAAGGUUUAUUGUUGAUUUAUGCUGUUUGCCGCAGACUCCAUAUGAUAGAUGUCAAAUAUAUAAUAUAAAUAUUAUCUUUAUAUUUAACCCAGAUAAGAGACCGAAAUUUUUCCCGAUUUAAUAAAAAAAAUCAACCAUUUCUUUACUAUCUGAAUUGUAACAUUUAACAUCUUUCCUAAGAUAUCAUUUCUGAUGCUGGACUUCCGUUAAACUUGUAUCCCUAAUGGUACAUAUCGCAUAUUAUCCUUAUUAGUUAUGUUUAGCCAAGUUAAAUUGCAAAAUAAAACUACAUACAUCUAUCGCAAUAUGUGUAAUUAUGAUUGAAUAAUCAGAUGUUACGUAUGUCUGUUAGGUAAAAGGUAAAUUUAGGGAAAAACAGCCAAUUCUCAUGAUAUUAUAUGAAGUCUUUAUAAGCAGACUUUCAAUAAAUUAUUUUGAAAUUCUUGCCGAGAUUAAAAAAAAGAGUAUUUUUUUAGCAAGUUAUUGUGUAUGUCAUAUUUUCUGACAGUAUGUUCAUUCAUAGUUAUGUACAUAAGUUGUUUCAUGUACCUUUAUAAUUUGAAGCAAGUCCAAUCCAUAAUAUCUGUCAAAAAAGGGUUUCAAAUACCUCUAUACUAACAGGGAGUGUUCAUAUAUUAUAAUGAAACAAUUGACUCUUCAUAUGAGUCUUCAUCACUGACAAACUCACUGUGUAUAUGUUAUAUGUCUUGCAUUGUCUAUCUGUAUGACUGGACAUAAUUAAAUGUUGAUGAUUAACAGUGAAGUAGAUUGAAAAUGAUAUAUUCUGAUGCACCAUACAUCAGCACUUUUGUAGGAUUCAUAGUGUUAUGACCAAUCUGGACUACUUAAAGGCUUCCUAUAAAUUUGUGCUUAAUGUUGAGCAAAGGCGCAACAAGGCUAUCGAGCAUAGAAGAUUCAUGGAUCAUUUAUGAUUAAAGAGAAGCUGCUUUUGAAUUUCAAUCAUCUCAAAAGAUCAAAUGCAAAUGUUUACAGUACUGUCACUAUUGAAUUGAAGAAUGAUUUCAAUAAGCAAUAUGUGAUUUUUAAGGAGCAAUGCUAUGAAAUAAUAAUGUCAAAAUUAAACCAAUUUAAGUAAACUGGUUUUAAAAGUUUAUGCUUGUUGAUGGAUUGUCAGAAAUCUAGCCAACCAAUCCUUGUACAGCGAUUGUCUGUCAGUCGUUCUGUAACUACUGUCUUAUUAUAGACCUGUCUUUCUGGAGAGAAAAGAGGCAAAGGUUUCGCUGCCAGAGUGCAUGUCUCAAAAACUGCUCCGUAUUUUCGAUGACAGAUGAGCAUUGGCAUUUGCUCCAUGGCGCUCUUGUUCAUUCAUAAUCAUUGCUUCAUUUUUAAGCAACUUUUUGCAGAAUGACUUAUUUAAAACAAGUCAUGUUUGUAAUGUGGCCAACCUGUUGCUGUUGUUCAAUGCAAGAAGAUGGUUAGGUUGGCAAUGAGUUCAUGUAGCAGAUUAGUUCUGCAAUAAAACAGAUUAUAUAUUAAUGCCAUGUGAUUUAUGUGAUACCUUUGUUAGUUGCCCACUAAAAUUGUCAUAGCGAUUUUUAUGUGUUUUGUGACUGCCUAUGUAUAUGAUGUUAAUUUCAUGAAAAAAAGUUUUCAAGCUUUUUGGCAAGACAUUGUAAAUAAUGCUUCUGUUUUGCUUUUUUUGUUUUUCCUUAUUCAGUAACAUUUUAAGUAUACUGCAGUAUCAGAAGUAGUUGCUGGUUUUGGAUAUAUAUAUAUAUAUAUAUUAUUGAUUGUCAUUUGUAUCAUUUGUAAACAGAAAAUAAUUUAAAUUACCCUGAGGAAAAAAUAAGGCUUGAACAUUAAUUCGCUAGUAUUGGUUUUACAUUAUGUACUGAUAUCAAUUUUAGAAGCUAUGCCACUUAGUUGUUGAGAGUCAGAAAAAAAUCUUGAUGAUAGUCAUAUAUGUACUAUAUUUAAAAGUUUAUUUCUUUUUAUGAAACUGUAGCAUGUUUGUAUUUAUUUCAGGAUAAUCAGGCUGGCUCUAAGUAAGACUUUUGAACACCUUUGAAAACCAGCCUUUCUGCAUUUGAGAUUAUUUUUGAUGAUUGUUACCCAUUUUUAAUUGUGCCUAGUUUUGACACACUAUUAUGCAUAUGUGUGAUUUUUUGUGAAACAAUGCACUCCAAAAACUAUAACUGGGCUGACUUGGGCUCAAUUAAAUGAAAAGAAUCUUCAUAGAAGAAUAUCGCCCUAAAAUAUUGUAAUAGUGGUGAGAAAAAUAACGCAAACAUGGACUAACUGAUCAAGUUUUAUGGCUGAACAGACAAUAUUGUUAACAGAUAUAAAAUGAAGGAAUUGUUUCUCCCAAAAUACUACUUGAAAUAAACAAUAUUGCAGAGGGAAAAGUAUGAUAAAGUUCAACUGAAAUAAUGAACAAAAUGAGCUGCAUGUCAGUGCUACAAUAAGAGCAGAGGUUAGAGUGCACAUUUGUUACAAAGCAAAUCUUGAAUCAUAAAGGUAAGUACAUUUAAUCAUGAUUAUUAGGAGUGUCUCCUUUGUGAAUCUUGAUGAUCUAAAUGUUUGAAUGACCGUUUUGCUAUGAGCUAUUUAAAGUCUUACCCACCUGACUAAAUUUAAUUGUGCCAGAGAGCUGUAAGAUAAUUUCCCAAAAUAAUAUGCUUUUCCAACCUUCUCAUGUUUGGCAAUAAGCAAGAAGUUGCUUGCCUUCUAAAACCAACUAGUAGUAGAAGUACAUUUAUCUUUCAUCCAGUAUCUUGAUCCAGUAUCCAGGUAUUAACAAUCAUUCAAUAACAUUGAAAGGAAAAAUUGAAUACUUAAUUUGCACAAGUUGCCAUGGUGUUCUGAAUGGGUCAUGAAAAGUGAGCAUUUAUCAACUUAAUCAUAUCUUCUAUUUUAAUUUCAGACUUUAUUUUAUUUUAAGUUGUAGUUUAUGCUGUAUUAAAUCACUACAAGAGUCUGCAAUUUAAGUUUGCUUUGGUUUUAUGAUUUGUAAAUGAUUAAGUGGCAUAGCAGGUUUUUUUUUUUUUUUUCAGACCUUUCAAAAUACCCAAGUACUUAAAUUAUUUUCUGAUAACAUGUCUUUGUUGUGUAUAAUUGCAUGAUGGUAACAUAGUUAUUUUUUGUUAUUGGUGAGUUGCUCAUUCCAAGAUUUUAAAGAUACUCAUAAACACUUUUAAAAGCAGUGUAGUGGAGCAUAUACAUAUUAAAUUAUCUUGAUAAAUGAAAAAAUUAAAAGCCCACAGACAUGUUAUGAAGUUGUCAAGUUAUCUUUACACAGACAUAUUUUAUGAAAGGAUGAUAUAAAUGUUUACAGGUCACUGUACGUGUUCAUAUUUAACUAUCACAGUCUGAUGCAUUGAUGUAUUUUAUAACAUGUUUGUAUGUACUUUACUAUCACACUUAUCUAUCACAGUAUUUUGCCACAUAAUCUUUAGUUUUUGUUAGUUUUUGUAUUUCUUUAGAAUGAUGACAUUAAUUUUGUUUGAAAGCUUCAUUUUUCUCUAUGAUUGUUUUAUUUUUUAAAAUUGGUCAUCCUUUCUGUGUUUUCUUAAAGAAUAUGCUUUUUUGUAUUUGUAUUUUUCAUUUUGUAGGCUAUUUUCUUUUUUCUCCAUUUUCAAACCGUAACGUUUGUUUGUUUAGUAUAAUGUUUCAAACUUAUAUUCAGUUUUUAUACCCCUGACAAACAAAGUUUGUUGGGGUUUUAACAUCCAUUCUACGUUAACUCAGCAUUUUCGCAUGUGUAUCCUAAGUUAAAAUGACACAUCAAGAAAGUUAUUUUUCUUUAUUUCAUUCAAAAGAGUAAGGUUUUAACUUAAUAUAACUGAACGCCGUGGGUCCAAACAGGCCCUAAUUAACAAACAACACAUCAGCUUAUGAACACAUUAAAGCUGCACUCUCACAGACACAACGCUUUUACAACUUUUUUAUUGUUUGUUUUAAAAACAGCAAAUUUUUGUGUAAAUAUCUACAAAUCAAUGAUAAAAGAUUGCUGACAAAAGAUCAGUUCGCAGAUUUUCAUAUUUCUGUUAGAAAAUUAAUGUUUUAUGGCUUAAACCGUUACUAACGGUUUAAGAAAAAUGCAUAAAACAUCAAUUUUUUAACUUAAUAAUAUAAAAAUCUGCAACCUUAUUUUUUGUCAGCAGUCUAAUAUAACUGAUUUUCAUGCAUUUACGCAAAAAUUGGUUCGUUCCAAGACAAAAAAAUAAAAAGUUCGCAAAAAGUUCAAUCUGUGAGAGUGCAGCUUUAACUAUUGUAAGAUACGUUUUAGAUUUUUUAAUAUACAAAUUAUAGUAUGAUGAACAUAGUCAAAACACAAUAAUUCUGUUUUAAAACAAGCACCAGUCAUAUUGAAAUAGAUAACUAUGAAAAAUCUGUAGUCGGUCAAUCAAACAUAUUUUAAAUAUUAAUUGUUAAGUAUUCUGUUUGUCGAAUUCUACUGAACAUUAUUUUCUAGUGCUUUCAAUAAUGGGUAAAAUAAAGUAAGGGAGGUUAUAAUUUAUAUUUAGUUAUGAUGAAAAACUCCAACAUUUUACAUUGCUAAAUAAUAUACCGUAUUUCACCUUCGAGUUUGGACACCUUUAAAUAAUUAUUUUUUUUUUGCUGUCCGAAUUCAUAGAAAAUUACCAUUUUUACAUUUUAUCUACAUGUAUUUUAAACCUGCUUUUUUCUUCAUGUUUGCAUUUUACCACUUAUUAAUUUAUCCGUAGUUAUCAAUGGUCAUAAACUUAGUUAUUACGCCUAAGUGUAAAUCCUUCAUCAAGUUAAUUAAAAUCCCAUUAAACACCAUUUUAUAUAUGCAUUGAAAUGAAUAAACACAUUCUAUCGGCUUCAGAUCAAACAAUCACACUGUGUGACGUCACAUAACUCACAGUUAUGCCCACGAGGAUCUCGCGGAGAGCAUGGACAUUGCUAAGCAGGAUUAAUGUGUUAGAGUGGUGUUUUCGAUAGUAACUUAAGUAUUUCAUUUCAAACUUUAAUUUAUCACAUUAAUUAGUAACCUAUAUCAUUGAAUGUGUUACUUUUAUUGAUGUUUCAAUAAGUAUAACUGUACGAUUGCUUCUUAACAGUCUAUAUUAUAAAGUGUGGUACAAGUUUCAAAGUUUAUUGGCAGAAAUAAAUGUCAUGUCUUUGUUUUCCUUAUCCCUUGAUUGCUCUUGUUAUAACCCGCCUUGAAAAGGCGAGGGGAUAUAGUAAUGGUAGGCGCGAUUCCGUGCGUGUGUGUGCGUCCGUCCGUCCCACAUUCAUUUCUUUGCAUCUUCUCUUACAUUUCUUAUGCGAUUUCUACAUAACUUUCACUGAUUGAUAACCAUAAAGUGAAGCAGCGCAUAUUGUCGGGCUUUUGCGAUUCGACCAUUUUUGAAAGAGUUAUAGCCCUUUGUUUAUUUUACAUUUAAAAUUGGUUUCUUCGCAACUCUUCUUACGUUUUUCAUGCGAUUUCUACCAAACUUUCACAGAUUGAUGAUCAUAAAGUGAAGCAGCGCAUAUUGUCGGGCUUUCCUGAUUUGACCAUUUUUGAAAGAGUUAUUGCCCUUUGCUUAUUUUACAUUUAAAAUUGGUUUCUUUGCAACUCCUCUUACGUUUUUUCAUGCGAUUUCUACCAAACUUUCACAGAUUGAUGACUGUAUAGUGACGCAGCGCAUAUUGUCGGGCUUUCGCGAUUCGGCCAUUUUUGAAAGAGUUAUUGCCCUUUUUUUACAUUUAAAAUUGGUUUCUUCGCAACUCCCCUUACGUUUUUCAUGCGAUUUAUACGAAACUUUCACAGAUUGAUGACUAUAUAGUGACGCAGUGCAUAUUGUCGGGCUUACGAGAUUCAGCCAUUUGUGAAAGAGUUAUUGCCCUUUUUUACAUUUAAAAUUGGUUUCUUCCCAACUCGUCUUACGUUUUUCAUGCGAUUUCUACCAAACUUUCACAGAUUGAUGACUAUAUAGUGAUGCAGCGCGUAUUGUUGGGCUUUGGCGAUUCGACCAUUUUUGAAUGAGUUAUUGCCUUUUCUUUAUUUUACAUUUAAAAUUGGUUUCUUCGCAACUCCCCUUACGUUAAUGACUAUAUAGUGACACAGUGCAUAUUGUCAGGCUUUUGCAAUUUGACCUUUUUUGAAAGAGUUAUUGCCCUUCCUUAAUUUUACGCAUUUCUUAUGUUCCAGAGAAACUACCCUUACCAUUGAUUGGCUUUCGUUACAAAAAAUGUCCCUAUAAGGCGGGGGAUAUAGCUGUCUGUGACUGUGACCGCUCUUGUUGUUUCUUUAAUUCUCCAAUAUAUAUUUCACACUUCCUCUUUCUACAGGCAAUAAAUCUUUUAGGAUGGGUAGUAACUAAUUAACUUGUCACAGUGGUGUAUAUGGUUUAAUAAGUUAUCUAGCCAGGCAUUGUAAAGAUAAAAAUCAAUAAUCUUCGUCUGUGAAACUUGGUAACUGUGAAAGUUAUGAUUGAUGUCCUUUUGGUGUCCGAAAAUUAGGUACGCAAUAUAAAUUAUUUUUGAAAAUAAUUAUGGGGGUCCGAAUUUUAAGAGUGUCCGAACUCUAAGGUGAAUUACGGUAGUUUAUACUUAUGCAUAUUUUAUCUUGUAGGAGAAAUAAUAUAAUUAAUCCUUAAAGACCAAAAUAACGUAUCUUACAUCUUCAGGAAUAUUUACCAACAGGCAUAAAAUGUCAUAAGAACUUUUCAGAUCCAACCCAUGUCAAUGUGAGAAUAGUUAUGAUUUGUUUUCAAACAGUUACAUCAGAAUAACCGAAUAAAAUAAAAGAAUAAAAGUUAUAAACGUUGACACUGAAUAUAUAUGUCCAUAGUUUAGUCGUUCUAAUAGUUUGUCUUUAUUUGUAUAACCUUAACCACAUAUCAUUCUAUUACAUCAAAUAUAAUGUAAGGCUGUAAAUAUUUACAUGAGCAGUAAGCUUCCUCUUUGUAACAUAUAAUCUUUGAUCUAAUUUAGCCUUUAAACUAAUUAAAAUGCUUAUAAUUAUUUGCUUAACGUACCUGAUUAAAAUAUCUUACUUUUUAUGCCCCCGAAGGUGGGCAUAUUAAAAUCGCACCGUCUGUCUGUCCGUCCGUCCGGCUCUGUAACUUUCCCUUGUAUGGACAGAUUUUAAAAUAACUUGCCACAUGUGUUCCACAUACCAAGAUGACUUGUCGCGUGCAAGACUCGUGUCCCUACCUCAAAGGUCAAGGUCACAGUGUUUAUUCACAAUGGAGUGCUGCAUAUAAGGACAUAGAGUAUAGGUUGUCGUGUCCGGGAUGUAACUUUCUCUUGUAUGGACAGAUUUUAAAAUAACUUGCCACAUGUGUUCCACAUACCAAGACGACGUGUCGCCUGCAAGAUCCGUGUCCCUACCUCAAAGGUCAAGGUCACACUUAGUGUUUAUUCACAAUGGAGUGCUGCAUAUAAGGACAUAGAGUAUAUGUUGUCGUGUCCGGGCUGUAACUUUCUCUUGUAUGGACAGAUUUUAAAAUAACUUGCCACAUGUGUUCCACAUACCAAGACGACGUGUCGCGUGCAAGACCCGUGACCCUACCUCAAAGGUCAAGGUCACACUUAGUGUUUAUUCACAAUGGAGUGCUGCAUAUAAGGACAUAACAGUGUAGGUUGUCAAGUAUGGGUGGUAUUUUUUUAUGUUCAGAGGCAAUUUAAAAUAACUUGCCAUAUGUAUUUGACACGUACAGUCAAACCUGGUUGAACGGUCACCUGCUUUAAAUGGCCACCUGCCUUAACGGGCCACUCCAAAUUCCCCCCUUACGUUUUUACUAUAUAAUGUACGUGCAUUAAGCGGCCAACUGUCUAACGCGGCCACGGCCACUAUUUUUUGUCCCCAUGAAGCCAUAUAAUCACUAAUUAGCGGCCACUAAUCCCUUGUCACUGACACUUCCGCUUUUAAAUUUUUCCAAUACACAGCUUUAAUUGCGCAUAGAAGUUUACGGAAAAGAACGACGGCCUCGGGUAUCUCCGUCAUCCAAUGAAAAUGAAUAUUGCAUCACACGAUUGCCAUGCGUGUUUACUCAUCAAGAAAUCAUGUUUAUAACACGUCGGCGAAUGUUUUGAUCAGAAUUGACACAAUUAAUGACACAAUUAAUACGAUAAUUAAAUAAUUAAGAUAAGAAGUUAAUUAUUAAAUACCGACAAAAACACCGGUUAUUAUGAAUUCACAGUGUGCAUUGUCAUUCGACGGCGUGAAACGAGUUACGAUUUUUAUUCACUUCAAUAUUAUUUUUCUAAGUGCACGGAUUUAUAUUUCUACGAACGGAUAUUUACAAUGCAUUGUUGUUGAUAUUUUUUUUAACUUUGAUUAUGGCUGAAAAAAAAGACUAAUCGAAAGUGUUUGACUCUAAAAGAACGUGUCGAGUGUGUAAAGUUAUUAGAAAACGGCCGUAAUGCAAGAAUGUUGCCAAGGAUGUUAACUGUGAACGGACUCAAAUCAAUUUCUUACUUAAGCGUAUGCGUGAAAUUGUGGAGGAAUAUGAAAGCAAUGGAAAUCCAAAGGCAAAAAGACAGAGUAAAAUUACGGGAAAUGUGUAUGCACAUGUAGUUGUGUAAAUGUGCAAACUGAUCUGUGGUGUGUUUUGUUAAUGCUAUGCAUCAACAUUUAUUUAAUAUACGGACUACUUUAAAAAGUGAACUAAAAAUGUGUAUAUACAUGUAGUUGUGUUAAUGUGUAGACUGAUAUGUGGUGGUGUGUUUUGUUUAUGCCUUGUAUCAACAUUUAUCUAAUGUAUUUUAUUUAUAAAUUUGAAAUAAAGUUUUUUAUUUAUA